GACACUUCGGAACCGAAGGAAUACCACUCGAUAGCGCAACCACGGAACCUAGCUUCUUCUAUCCGAAAAAUAGGAUCAAUUGUUGGUCGAGCUGAUCGUAGAGCAAAGAAGAAACUCCAGAGCUAACGCGAAUCCGUUGCACGCGCAACUCCUUCUUGCUUGGACGAGCUGAUUUACCGGUAACGCCUCUGUUGGAUUUUGGUUUUCUUGAUGGAGCUCAUCAUCCCACUCAUGGAGUUUCUUCUUUGCUCUUCCGCCUCAAUCAAAUUGUUUCCACACUUGAAACCAUGGUGGGCAUGAAACGAAGGCUGCUCUUACUGCUAAUCAUGGCCCUCUCGCGCGUGCAGAUUUUCCUACCACAACUCCACGUGUCUGCAGGGCAAUUCCCGCCAAAAUUGACCUCUUUUGACUACCCGUCUCGUUCUCCGAUCAACAAUCGCAAGCUAUACUGUAACUGUCACAAAAUGGAAACCGUCGUCGAUGCUCCGAAACUUCGAGCUGAAUUCAUGAAAAUCCUGCGGAGUAGACGAUGUGAUGAAGUUCCGCUUUCUCUGGAGCUUGUGAAGCCUAUUGUGGAUCAUAUGUCUCAAGGAAUUUCCAGUGAGGCAAUAGAAUCUUUCCCAAAAGAGAACAUUGUGAACUUCAAGGAUCAGCUGAGAGAAGAAAAACUUUACUUGAUUACUGAGGCCUGUGAGCAAGGACGUGUACCUGUGCUGAUCUUGAGCAUGAAAGACAGCAAGAAUCAAGGAAAGCCAGCUGUUGUUUUUUUGCAUUCUACAAACAGUUACAAGGAACAGUUACGGCCAUUGCUUGAGGCAUAUGCUUCACGAGGAUACAUAGCUGUUGCCAUUGAUUCUCGCUACCAUGGUGAACGUGCCAGCAAUACAAGUACAUAUCAAGAUGUAUGUAUUUCCAAGUGGUAUGGUUCACAAGAAGUUGGCCAAUUGAAGUGCUAUUUGUGGCAGGUGUGGGACUUGAUAAAACUGGCAGAUUAUCUUUCAGAGAGGGAGGAUAUUGACCCUUCAAGAAUAGGAAUUAUUGGUGUAUCACUUGGAGGAAUGCAUGCAUGGUUUGCCGCGGCAGUGGAAACUCGUUACGCUGUGGUUGUCCCAAUAAUAGGUGUUCAGGGUUUUCGAUGGGCCAUAGAUAAUGAUAAAUGGCAGGCAAGAGUUGACAGUAUAAAGCCUGUCUUUGAAGAAGCACAGGUUGAUUUGGCCAAGGAGGCAAUUGAUAAAGAAGUGGUGGAAAAGGUUUGGGAUAGGAUUGCUCCUGGUCUAGCUUCCCAAUUUGAUUCACCUCAAACAAUUCCAGUCAUUGCACCACGGCCUUUGCUGAUUUUAAAUGGUGCAGAAGAUCCUCGUUGCCCACUUGGAGGUUUGGAAAUUCCAAUAUCACGAACAAAUGAGGUUUAUAGAGAGGCAAACUGUUCUGAAAAUUUCAAGAUGAUAGCACAACCUGGAAUUGGCCAUCAAUUUACGCCUUUGAUGGUGAAAGAAGCUAGUGAUUGGUUCGACAAGUUCCUCAAUUAAGAUUGUUUUCAGCUCGUCACUACUUUUCCACUGUCAUAUUCUGAAGCCUGUUUCCAGAUUGCUUGGCGUCAACAAAAAGAUGUGGAAGUGCAUCAUAUAUUUUCAUAUUUAAAUGGUGGUUCCACUUGAUCUAAUAUUGGUCAAAUUAAGUUUAUUUACCCUGGCCAAUUUUUGUUUUCACUGCGUCCUAUGAAGUGAUGCUUUUGUUUAAACAGUUAGCUUACCAUGUUAUGCACAAUAAAUUGUACAUUUUGAUCACA
Molecule: messenger RNA, 1789 nt
Organism: Macadamia integrifolia
Lineage: Eukaryota; Viridiplantae; Streptophyta; Magnoliopsida; Proteales; Proteaceae
Product: putative hydrolase YtaP
Exons: 12
Coding region: 288-1529 (413 amino acids)
Source: RefSeq, a predicted model, not a curated record